UUAAUUAUUAUAACUAAACCAACACACUGUUAGUUUUGUAUUCGAAGUUCUAACAUGUGAUUGCCAUGGCUAAAUAUUUUAAGGGUGGAAUCACGUUCUCUCCAAUGACUUUUAGGUUUAUUUAAUGGACUCACCAUCACGACCAACCAAUUCAGAUGACCAGGAAUUGAACCAUUCAAAGCCAUCCAAUCCAUAGCCGGAGGAGGGUAUGGAGUGGGUGGCGAACCGUUGGACCGGCGUGGCGGCGGCGAUAUGGAUCCAGUGGAGCUGCGGUGCAUCCUACACCUUCAGCAUCUACUCUCACGUCCUCAAGUCCUCCCAGGGCUACGACCAAUCCACCCUCGACACCGUUUCCGUCUUCAAAGACAUCGGCGCCAACUUCGGCGUCCUCGCCGGCCUCCUCUACUCCGCCGUCACACCAUACUCCGACUGUCACCGUGAUUCCAAGUCCAGAUGGAGCUCCUUUGCCGGACCCUGGGUUGUGGUCGCCGCCGGAGCUGUCCAGUGCUGUGCUGGUUUCUUAUUCAUCUGGGCUUCCGUCGUCGGGCUCAUCGACCCGCCGCCGGUGCCCGUCAUGUGCUUCUUCACCUGGCUCGCAGCUAAUGGCCAGUGUUUCUUGAAUACCACCAGCGUCGUCACCGGGUUGCGCAAUUUCCCUCAAUUUAGUGGCACCAUCAUCGGUAUCAUGAAGGGCUUUCUUGGGCUCAGUGGAGCUAUCCUGAUUCAGCUGUAUCACACAUUUUGUGAUGGGGAUCCCACCACCUACAUUUUGUUGCUUGCUUGCCUACCUGCGUUCGUCUCAGUGCUGCUGAUGUUUCUGUUGAGGAUCUAUGAAGCUCACGUGGGUGAUUACAAGAAGCAUUUGGACAGCUUCUCCUUGGUCACUGUGAUUAUUGUUGCCUAUCUCAUGUUCAUGAUCAUCUUGCAGAACUUCGUGACAUUACCAUAUUCCACGCGGAUGUUCAUGUUUGUGUUACUUGUUGUUCUACUAGCCUCACCUUUCGGCAUCGCUGUCAAAGCCCAGUGGGAGGAGUCACAGGAAUUCGAGGCUUCAACGGAGUAUCAACAACUGCCUAGUGUUGAUCAGGGGGAAGUACCGGUGAAUUUGGAUGAUGCCAUGCCAUUUGAAGAAGAAAAGAAUCUCUUGCAAGCAAUGUGCACAGUUGAGUUCUGGAUGUUGUUUGCAACCAUGAUAUCUGGGUUAGGUUCUGGGCUUGCAGCUAUAAAUAAUAUGAGCCAAAUUGGAGAAUCUCUUGGAUAUAGUACUAUUGAGAUUAAUAAUUUGGUGUCACUUUGGAGCAUGUGGAAUUUCCUUGGCAGAUUUGGAGGUGGACAUGUAUCAGAUUAUAUCAUGCACAAAAGAGGUUGGCCUAGGCCUCUAUUGAUGGUUGUAACUCUAGGGGUGAUGAUAAUUGGCCAUUUAGUUAUAGGUUCUGGUUUCCGUGGGAAUUUGUAUUUGGGUCCUGUUCUUAUUGGCAUCAGCUAUGGUGCACAUUGGUCCUUAAUGCCUACAAUCACUUCUGAGAUUUUUGGUGUGAAGCACAUGGGUACCAUUUUCAACACUAUUGCUGCAGCAAGCCCAAUUGGAUCUUAUAUACUUUCUGUGAGAGUUGUUGGAUAUAUUUAUGACAAGGAAACCAUUGAAGAAGAUAACUCAUGCUUUGGCAUCCACUGUUUCAUGUUGUCCUUUUUUAUUCUGGCUGGUGUGGCUUUUCUCUCAUUUUUGGCUGGUCUGGCAUUGUACUUCCGGACCCAAAAGUUUUAUAAGCUAGUUGUUCUUAGAAGAUUAAAACAUUAUGCACAUUGAUGAAUGAUUUGUUUAGCAGUAUUUGGAUGAAGAAACCUUGAUCUUGUUUUCUUUGUUCUGAUUGGCACAAAUAUAAUUACUCUAAUGAUGUAAUCUUCUAAAGGUCUAUUUGGACGAUUCAAUUUGUGAAUGUUACUUCUUGUGUGUGCAGACAAGUGACAAAACAAUUGCUUCUCA
Molecule: messenger RNA, 1984 nt
Organism: Lotus japonicus
Lineage: Eukaryota; Viridiplantae; Streptophyta; Magnoliopsida; Fabales; Fabaceae
Product: protein NUCLEAR FUSION DEFECTIVE 4-like
Exons: 2
Coding region: 209-1807 (532 amino acids)
Biological process (GO): transmembrane transport
Cellular component (GO): membrane
Molecular function (GO): transmembrane transporter activity
Source: RefSeq, a predicted model, not a curated record